Molecule: messenger RNA, 963 nt
Organism: Camelus dromedarius (Arabian camel)
Lineage: Eukaryota; Metazoa; Chordata; Mammalia; Artiodactyla; Camelidae
Product: olfactory receptor 10C1-like
Exons: 1
Coding region: 13-963 (316 amino acids)
Biological process (GO): detection of chemical stimulus involved in sensory perception of smell; G protein-coupled receptor signaling pathway
Cellular component (GO): plasma membrane
Molecular function (GO): olfactory receptor activity; G protein-coupled receptor activity
Source: RefSeq, a predicted model, not a curated record
UAUUUUCAGGUCAUGAACCUCAAUUGUUCCCUGUGGCAGGACAACAGCAUGUCUGUGAAACGCUUUGCAUUUGCCAGAUUCUCUGAGGUCACUGAACAGUGUUUCCUUUUAUUUACCCUCAUCCUACUCAUGUUCUUAGCAUCACUGACAGGCAAUGCUCUCAUAGCCCUUGCCAUCUGGACCAACCCGGUCCUCCAUACCCCCAUGUACUUCUUCCUGGCCAACUUGUCUCUCUUGGAGAUUGGCUACACUUGCUCUGUCGUACCCAAGAUGCUGCAGAGCCUUGUGAGUGAGGCCCGAGGAAUCUCUCGGGAGGGUUGUGCUACACAGAUGUUCUUCUUCGCAUUAUUUGGUAUCAGUGAGUGCUGUCUUUUGGCAGCCAUGGCUUUUGACCGCUAUAUGGCCAUAUGCUCCCCACUUCACUAUGCAACACGUAUGAGUCGUGGACUGUGUGUCCAUUUGGCAAUGGUUUCUUGGGGAGUGGGAUGCAUGGCAGGCUUAGGCCAGACCAACUACAUUUUCUCCUUGGAUUUCUGUGGCCCCUGUGAAAUCAACCACUUCUUCUGUGACCUCCACCCUAUCCUGGCACUUGCUUGUGGCGAUACAUCCCACAAUGAGGCUGCGGUCUUUGUCGUGGCCAUCCUUUGCAUUUCCAGCCCAUUUUUAUUAAUCAUUGCUUCUUAUGGCAGAAUUCUAACUGCUGUGCUGAUCUUGCCCUCCCCUGAAGGCCGCCGAAAAGCUCUUUCCACCUGUUCUUCCCACCUACUUGUAGUAACACUCUUCUAUGGCUCAGCAUCUGUCACCUACUUGAGGCCCAAGGCUAGCCAUUCACAAGGAAUGGAUAAAUUCCUAAGCCUAUUCUAUACAGUGGUGACAUCCAUGCUCAACCCUAUCAUCUAUAGUUUAAGGAACAAGGAAGUCAAGGCAGCUCUUCAGAGAACUCUGGGCAAAAAAAACUUUUGA